Molecule: messenger RNA, 3468 nt
Organism: Penicillium antarcticum
Lineage: Eukaryota; Fungi; Ascomycota; Eurotiomycetes; Eurotiales; Aspergillaceae
Product: putative RNA binding protein Jsn1
Exons: 2
Coding region: 1-3468 (1155 amino acids)
Molecular function (GO): RNA binding
Source: RefSeq, a predicted model, not a curated record
AUGAGUUUCAACUACAUCCCAACCACCCAGCCUAUGUCGGGUACAUCGACGGGGCGCAGCUCCCCGAGUGACCUGUCUGGCUCUGGAUCUGGGGGCGGAAGAACACCAUUCGGACCUGCUCCGGGAUCCAUUGGUAGUUCGAGGCCGGGGGCUGGAUCCCCUUCACACGACUUGGGAGCGCGUUUGUAUUCAAAGCGAGCUCGCGAAAUUCAAGCACAAGAGGGUGUUUCUCCUAGCAUUUGGGGACCUCCCACCAGCGGCCAUUCAACCCCGCUUCGCGAAAAUAUUCCCGAAUCGCCCAGCCAGGAUAGCUUCCCCGAUCUGAUGCCUCCCACCAGUAGCUCGAUGAACAGCCCCGGACGCCGCGCUCGCGCUGGAACCGUGCCUUCUCGUUUCCCCCCAAUGGGCACUCUCAACGAAAUGGAUCUCCAGCAGCCUUUGCUCUCGCAGACUUCACGACCAACACCCUCGACUAGUCCUUUCAGGCCACCUGUCUCGGGAAUGGAUACUGGCUCCAAGGUUGCGAGCACUGCGGCUGGCCGUGAACCGGCCAUGUUAUCACGCCUUCGAGCUGGCUCGAUGCCGCAGAGAAGCAGCCUCUUGGGAGGCGGUGGACCUUUUGGCCCAUCCUUGUUUUCAACCAACUGGUCGACGGGACGCGAGCGAGCCACCACUUUGACGAGUAUUCGAUCUUCGGAAGGACCAACUUCGCCCAGUCAUUCCUCAUUCUCCAGGGACGGACUCGCAGAUACCGAUGUUAAGACGCUGGAUUAUCUUGGACUCGCUGAGACUCCUCAGCAGGCUAGAGCUUCUCUUGCGCGCCCCUCGAUGGAAUCUUUGAUGCAGCAGCAGCAACAGCAGGCCUCUGCGCUCCCGCCACUCCUGGCUGAGUUGGCAAUGAUGAAGAACAACAAUCGGUUCCGGUCUUACUCCGUCAACGCCAAGGAGAAAUACGCUGAUGACGAGGAUCUCGAAUAUGAAAGCCGUUAUUCUCAACUUCCCUCCGGUACUCUGACUCCGUCUGCUGCUGCAACCGCCGCUCAACUUGCUGCCACCCAGGCCCAGAUUCACCAGCACAACCUUGCCGUUCAGGCUUUUGCCAACCAUGCAUCUGUGAGCAGACCCCGUGCUCGGACUGCCGGUAUCUUGGAGGCUCCUUCCCAGCGAAACAACAUCCGCAACUAUCUCGCAACUCCCUCCCGCCUCGACAACAGCUUCAGUGCUGCUGAUCUUGGAAUCCCCGAGAAUGGUGAAUACGAUGACCUCUCUGAGGCUGUUCAACUGAUGGGACUCGGUGGUCCAGCCCACUCCAUGGGUGUUCGACAUGGUGAGAUCACGGAUGAGAACAACCAGGAUGGACCUACUCGGGCUCUGUGGAUUGGUAGCAUUCCCGUUUCUACGACUGUUACAUCCCUGGAAGCGAUAUUUGGACUUUACGGCAAGAUUGAAUCGACUCGUGUGCUUACUCACAAGAACUGUGGCUUCGUCAACUUUGACCGUCUCGAUAGUGCAGUUCAAGCCAAGUCGUUGCUCAACGGCAAGGAGAUUUUCCCAGGUGCUGGACCCGUUCGAAUUGGUUACGCCAAGGUCCCUGGUGCUUCGGCCACUGGUACCCCUGGUGCAAACGGCAUUCAGUCCUCCCCGACCCCUGAUCCCAACUUCCGCUCAAACCUCGCAUCCGCAGAUGGAACGGAUCGGGCAGACACCGCCAACAGUGUUCCCCAACUCCCCGCCCUAGCUGAUCUCCUCCCCGAGAUGGUGCAAAUCGUGCAAGAAUUUGGCGCUGGUGAGGAGGAUUCUGCGAAUAUCACUGCCAGCAUCCAGACUUCUAUCGCCUUCCAAGACUUUGAAGAUGAGAUCCCCUCGAUCCCAGAGCCUAGCCAGUCCCGGAUGUUUGAUGCACCCCGCCUUCGUGACAUUAGAAAGCGAAUUGACAAUGGUGCUUGCUCUAUUCAAGAGAUUGAAGAGACUGCCGAAGCUAUGCUCCCUGAGAUUGCCGAACUUGCCUCUGACUACCUCGGCAACACUGUUGUCCAGAAGCUGUUCGAAUUCUGCUCUGAGAUUACCAAAGAGCAGAUGUUGGCCCACAUUGCUCCUCAUCUUGCUGAAAUUGGUGUUCACAAAAACGGUACAUGGGCUGCGCAGAAGAUUAUCGAUGUGGCCAAGACCCCUGCGCAGAUGCAGUUGAUCGUUGAUGCCCUCCGCCCCUACACUGUUCCCCUCUUCUUGGACCAAUACGGAAACUAUGUCUUGCAAUGCUGCCUCCGAUUUGGCAGCCCCUUCAACAGCUUCAUCUUUGAAUCUAUGUUGAGCCGUAUGUGGGAAGUUGCUCAAGGCCGAUUUGGUGCCCGUGCCAUGCGGGCUUGUUUGGAAAGCCACCACGCUACCAAGGAUCAGCAACGAAUGCUUGCGUCUGCUAUCGCUCUUCACAGUGUACAGCUAGCUACCAAUGCCAACGGAGCUCUCCUCCUCACCUGGUUCCUCGAUACAUGUACAUUCCCCCGCCGCCGAACUGUCCUGGCUCCCAGACUUGUGCCCCACCUUGUUCACCUCUGCACUCACAAGGUUGCCUACUUGACCGUUCUCAAGGUAAUCAACCAACGCAAUGAGCCAGAGGCCCGUGACAUUGUUCUCAAGGCCCUUUUCUUCAGCCCCGGUGAUGAAAUUUUGGAAAAGAUUCUGAGCGACCAGACCUCUGGUGCAACUCUCAUUUUCAAGGUCCUGACUACUCCCUUCUUUGAUGAGUCGAUGCGAUCCGAAGUCGUCAAGAACGUGUCCAAGGUUCUCACAAAGCUCAAGGCUUCCCCAAGCCAGGGCUACAAGCGUCUCAUGGACGAGGUGGGUCUCUCUUCUCGUGGCAGCGGCCGUGAGAACCACCAUGGACGAGAGCACGGAGCUGGCCACGCCACUCCCGAGAAAUCGCAACGUCAAUCCUCCCGACAGGGAAGCACAGCCGGCUACCCAGCCCAACCUCCCAUGGAACGACAGUACAACGGACAGUUUGCUCCCAAUAUCGAUUCCCGUCCCAUGACCGCCGACCAGGCUAACCCUCCCAUGGACCACUACGCAAGCAAUGGACUCGGCAACCACCUAAGCGGUUUCCCCCACCCCAACCAAGACCCUGUGAACCACCAGUACCAGCAGCUGCAAUACCAAGCCUUCAUCAACGCCCAGGCCCAAGCCCGUGGCCUUCCUCCCACCUACCCCGGCACUCCAGGCGGCGCCUAUGGAUAUCCCGGCUCACCAGCCAUGGACAACCUGCGCUCACUGCCCCAGCAGGCGGUCCCACUGUCCGCCCCGGGCCAGAUGCUGAGCCAGUCAAACUACCCGCAGUUCAGCCCCGGUCCUAACCCUCCCCAGAUGUAUGCGCAGUUCCCCCCGCAAUACUAUGCCCAGGCCCAACCCGUGCAGGGCCAGCCGGGCGGAGCCCGACGUGGACGGAUGAGUUCUUUUUCGGAUCGUCCGUGA